CUCUCCAAACACAAGCACCCAUACAAUGUCGUCAUCGUCGCCGACACUCGCCACCGCAUCAGCUGCAGUGGACUUUAUCAACGCCUCGCCGUCGGCUUUCCACGCUGUGGCAACGACAAGGGAGACUCUGCUCGGUGCUGGGUUUGUGGAGCUGGCCGAGGGAGAGGUGUGGACGCUCGAGACCGGCGGCAAGUACUUUGUCACCCGCAAUCAGUCGGCUGUCAUGGCCUUUGCCGUCGGUGGCGGGUACACGCCCGGAGCGGGUUUUACCAUGCUCGGCGCUCACACCGACUCGCCGUGCCUCAAGGUCAAGCCCAUCUCGCACAAGGCCUCCGAGGGUCUGCUCACUGUCGGCGUCGAGGUCUAUGGCGGGCCUAUCCUUCACUCGUGGUUUGAUCGCGACCUUGGUCUCGCCGGCCGCGUCGUCGUCCGCAAGGCCGAUGGCUCGCUCGGCUCGCACCUUGUCCGCGUCCACCGCCCGCUGCUUCGCGUCCCGACCCUGGCCAUCCAUCUUGACCGCAAGGUCAACUCGGGCUUCUCAUUCAACGCCGAGACGGAGCUCCUGCCGGUCCUCGGCUCGGCCUUCCAGCUUGCCUUUGCCACCGACGACGCGCCCGCCGGCGCCGCCGCCACCUCGGACACCGAGUUUGAGGUCUCGCUCGGCCAUUCGACCGUCCUCCUCGAUGUCCUUCUCGAGGCGCUGGCUGCUGAAGACGGGUGUGCUGGCCUCGCGCGCGACGCCAUUGUCGACUUUGACCUCGUCAUGUACGAUGUGCAGGACGGGACGCUCGGCGGCGCCCAGAACGAGUUUAUCUUUGCCUCGCAGCUCGACAACCUCAUGAUGUCGUUCUGCGGCCUCCGCGGCCUGCUUGGCUCGCUCGACUCGCUCGCCGACGACACCAACGUCCGCCUUGUCGCCCUCUUUGACAACGAGGAGGUCGGCUCGCAGUCGGAACACGGCGCCAACUCGAACCUGCUCCAGCGCCUUGUCGAGCGUAUCAUCCACGGCCUUGCAGAGGCUGCCGCCGCCGCUGGCUCGCCCGACGUCCAGCUCUCGUCGCUCUACGACCGCACCAUCCGCAAGUCGUUCUUCGUCUCAGCCGAUAUGGCCCACGCCGCCCACCCCAACUACCGCUCCAAGCACCCGGACACCUCGCGUCCAGCCAUGAACAAGGGCCCGGUCAUCAAGUACAACGCCCGCGAGCGCUACGCGACCACCGGCGUCUCAGCCGCCAUCCUCAAGGAGGUCGCCGCUCGCGCCGACGUCCCGCUCCAGGCCUUUGCCUGCCGCAACGACAUCCCCUGUGGCUCCACCAUCGGGCCCAUGACCUCGGCCCACCUCGGCGUCCGCACCGUCGAUAUGGGCAACCCGCAGCUCUCCAUGCACUCGGCCCGCGAGAUGUGCGGCUCGCGCGAUCCGGCUCUCGCCAUCGCUCUCUUUGAGGCCUACUUUACCCACUUUGCCGCCAUCGACGCCACUCUCCACGAGUCGUUCCCGGCCGCAGCUGCGUCUUCAUAAACCCGUCCCGCCCGUACAUGCACC
Molecule: messenger RNA, 1543 nt
Organism: Thecamonas trahens ATCC 50062
Lineage: Eukaryota; Apusomonadida; Apusomonadidae
Product: aspartyl aminopeptidase
Exons: 2
Coding region: 26-1519 (497 amino acids)
Biological process (GO): proteolysis
Molecular function (GO): aminopeptidase activity; zinc ion binding
Source: RefSeq, a predicted model, not a curated record